This is a messenger RNA of Diprion similis, 1296 nucleotides long. RefSeq names its product ADP-ribose pyrophosphatase, mitochondrial. Gene Ontology annotation, molecular function: ADP-ribose diphosphatase activity. The coding region runs from base 47 to 1033 and encodes 328 amino acids. The transcript is spliced from 2 exons. Lineage: Eukaryota; Metazoa; Arthropoda; Insecta; Hymenoptera; Diprionidae. The record is from RefSeq and is a predicted model, not a curated record.
CAGAGGACGGAGAGAGAGAGAGAGAGAAUGAAAAAAAGAAAUAAUAAUGUACACAUACAAUUCGAGGCUGUUUAUCUGCUUUGCCCACCUUAUAUUCAGUUUAGUGUCACAGUUGUCAUCGGCAGACGAGUGUCAGCUGAAUAAACGCAUAGGGUUCGAGGCGUGCGAUCAGAUGCGUGAAAAGGUAUUAAAAAUGAUCCACCAAAAUUGUCGUCAGGGUGUCUACCCGCGCUCAAGCGUAAACAGGUUUGAAGUACCGGAGGACAAAGUGCCCUGGUCCAAAGAAUUUCCCGAUUACAAUCCUGCGUCGUACUCAGCGCCCACAAUCCAGGGACAACCGUGGGCAGAUCCAGACAUUAGCGAUGCUCAAUUCACACCAAAGUGGAAUGACAUGGACGGCAACGUCAACCGCAAAAGCCACACCGGUGAGUAUACAAUCAGUGAUAAAGGAUUUCCACUGAAUCCGGUGGGCCGCACAGGGAUCAUCGGCAGAGGUCUGCUGGGCCGCUGGGGACCGAACCACGCAGCAGACCCAAUAGUUACACGUUGGAAAAGGAACGGAACAGGUGCAGUUGAGAUAAGCAGAGUAACAGAGAAUCCGAUCCUUCAGUUUAUUGCUGUGCAGAGGAGAGACUCUGGGGACUGGGCUCUUCCAGGGGGGAUGGUGGAUCCUGGGGAAGUUGUAACUUCUACACUUAAAAGGGAAUUCAUGGAAGAGGCUAUGAACUCGUUGGAGAAGGAUGAGGCACAGGUUGAGGAACUGAAAGAAUCAGUGGAAGAAUUCUUCAAGAAAGGAGAUGAAGUGUAUAAAGGAUAUGUUGACGACCCGAGAAAUACUGACAAUGCAUGGAUUGAAACGGUAGCUUUAAACUUCCACGACGAAAAUGGAAGCAUUGCUGGCAAGCUGGAGUUAAGCGCUGGAGAUGACGCUGCUAAUGUUUGCUGGACUGACGUUAAUAAGGAAAUCGAAUUGUACGCUAGUCACAGAGAUUUCAUUAAACGAACCGCACAAAUGCACAAUGCACAUUGGUAGCAAAAAAUUUUUUGAAGGAGAUCGAAGAUUGUAGUUGGUACUAAAUAUAUUGAUGUGGUUGCAGGCUAUUUUUUAUAUACAUUAAGCUAAGACUUGUUAUUAUUAUUAUUAUUAUGACGGGAGAAACAAUCGUAUUUUUUUAACAAGUAUUACAAUCUAUUUUUCUACCAAUUCUCGGAGAUAAGCAAUGACAGAAAAUCCGGAAUAUAUGCUAUCGGAUACAAACGUCUACUUUGAUUAAUUCUCAUAAUUCAAUUUCAGAA